Messenger RNA from Plasmodium knowlesi strain H, 2469 nucleotides. Its product is annotated as oocyst capsule protein Cap93, putative. Gene Ontology annotation, cellular component: cytoplasm. The record is from RefSeq and is a predicted model, not a curated record. Bases 1 to 2469 code for a protein of 822 amino acids. Lineage: Eukaryota; Apicomplexa; Aconoidasida; Haemosporida; Plasmodiidae. The transcript has a single exon.
AUGUUCACAUGGCAGAAGGGAAAUAUGACCUCGAGCGAGCUGAGCGGAGAAGGCGCGUGCGCGCUGGGUUCUGAACAGAAGGGUGAAGUGCAACUUAGAGAAGCGCAAAGCGCAGAGGUACGUAAGGAUGGGUUACAAGGCGGGGGAAGACGAUUCGAUGAGGCGUCCAACCUGGACGAUGGAGAUCAAGAUUCUCCAAUGAGGGAUGCCAACUCCAUGGAGGGGGUCAAAAAAAGAUACACCAAAAAAAAAAAAAAGAAAAAAUCUAUUUUUUUUCCAUUCCUAAGUGAGAAGUCAGCUAAGAAGAAGGAUUGGCGGGAUGGAAAUAUCAUAUCGAUUUUUGUGUUUUUCCUAGUGCUGUAUAUCGUAAGGAAGGGAAUUAACGAUCUGCAGGAGAUGAAGGAAGACGCAACCGAUGGGGAAAACUAUAGCGGAAACGAUUUCACGAGUAGUGGGAGAAAAAAGGGGGGGUCAUCCCUGAAGCCAUAUUUCAGCAGAAACGGAGAUAGCGAAAAUUUCCCCUUUGAAGACGACGAAUUUAUUUAUAUCCCCAACAGGAAGAGCGACAACACAAUACGUUUGAAGAAUGUCGCAGGCACGGAAAUUAUAGACAACAAUUUUUUAAGCGUGUACUCUGAGAAUAUGAAAUAUUUGAGACAAACAAGUUUGAAUUAUUCCCUUCACCAAAGAGCGCUGUCCACAGAAUGUUACGUCUAUUUCAGGAGUUUCUUAAAGCAAGCCAUUUCCCCACACAGCUUAACGAAAGCUAUAAAGAUCGACAAGGAGUAUAUUUACCCAUGGGAUGUCAUCACGCAAGAUGAUGUAGAGAAAAUUAUCGAAAAUGCAAAAUUUUAUGGGUUCUUAUUCACGUGGUUUAAAAAUCAUCGAAAGGCACAGAAGGUAGAUAAGGUGACUUUGAAAAGGGAAAUGCCUGUUUUAUCUCCUCGAUUUGUAGAGAGGCCAGAUAUAUAUACGCAUUUCUUUAAAAAGAACAAUGUAAAGGAGCCUAAUUUUUAUGGAAUUCACUACACGUGGUUGGGUCAUGCCACCGGAUUGGUUGUAGUUGAUGGGUUCAAAAUAUUAGUAGAUCCCGUUUUUAAAAUUGAGUUGUUAAGUUUGAAGGGAAUAACCAGAUCGCUCAUUAAUUGGGCAAAUGUAAAAAUUAUGGGAGGCUUAGGAGAAAGGAUAACAAGGUCUCCAUGUAACAUAUCGAAUUUGCCUGACGAUCUACAUGCAGUGUUUGUUUCGCAUAAUCAUAAUGAUCACAUUAUGGAGGAAGACGUUCGAAUACUAUGUAAGCUGAAGAAGUUUCAGCAUGUGUUGUGGUAUGUACCAGAAGGUACAGCUAGCUUUUUUAUGCAAGAAGGUUGUAAAGCGGCCAAAAUUUUUGAAUUAUCAUGGGGUGAUGAGAGAUGGAUUUCUUGUUGGAUUUCGCACAAGCAAUUUAAAUGUAAAGAUGGUAUUUGGAACAGUAAAAAUGCAGAUAAGGAAGUUUUUAAGUAUAAAAUAAUUUAUGCUCCUACGUUGCACUGGUCAGGUAGGAAGGAUAAUCUUAGUGACAUUAAUCACUCUCUUUGGGGAUCUUUAAUAUUAAAGGGUCCAAAGCAUAGAUUUUAUUUCUCUGGAGACACAGCUUACUUGAAAGAAAAUUUCGAAGAAUUUAAAAAAAUCGGACGAUUACAUGGCCCGUUCCACUUAGCCGCAAUUGCUAUAGGAGCAUACGAACCGAAUAAUUCUUUGAAAUAUCAUCAUGUGCAUCCUUGGGAAUCGGUAAAAAUAUGGAGAGACAUAAAGGCAGAAAUGGCCAUUGGAGUUCAUUGGGGUACGUUCCGCUUAUCAGCUGAGGAAUUUAUGCAACCCAGGGAUGAGUUAGAAGCGGCCCUAUUGGGAGUUGGCCUGAACACCUUACGUAAUUCUAUCUUACCUUUCGAGAAGAGAAAAAUGGAAAUACUGAAAAAGUAUGCCAUUAAAAAUGACUAUGAAGAGGAAGAAGAAGUGGAUGACUUGAAGGACCUCAAGGAGUACUUUUAUCCCCCCACAGAUGAAAACGCACAUGAGUAUACAGACAGUUUCCAUUCGCUUUUCUCUAAAAAUAUGAACCUCUUCUAUAGUGACAUUGAUAAAAAUUAUGUUAAGCAUAUGUACCAACAGAAGAGGCUAUAUGGAUCUACGUACAACAGAUAUAAGCGAGCUAUGUUUUUACGCAAUUCGAAGAAACUUCCAAAAAGUUGGAAGAAGCUGCUUCUAAAUUUAUCUAUACGCUUUCAAACCAUUUCUAUUGGGGGUUCUAUGGAGGUAAUUUCUAAGGAAGACAAUACCAUAUCGAUGACCAGGUCGACUGAAUAUAAUGCCAUGCAGUACGAGCACUACACCUUUCCCAAGUGGUACAACGACAAGGAGAAAGAGGAAACCCUAAGCCAGAACUCCCUUUCGUUGGAGGAUUUGAUGGAUUUCCACAUAGUCAAUUAG